CAGCAGUUUAUAAAUUACUAAAUACUUUUUGUCGAUAAAUCGGAAAAGAGAAAAAAAAUGAAGAUUUUUAUGAUUCUCACCGUCUGCUUUGCCGCAGUCUCCGCAAGCAGACUUUUCCAGUCCGAAUGGGAAGCGUGGAAAGGCGAACAUGGGAAAUCGUACUCGUACGAAGAAGAAAACAAAAGGCAAUAUAUCUGGGAAAAGAAUUUGAAGAAAGUUGUUGAUCAUAACAUGGAAGCAGAUAAUGGAAUCCAUACCUACAGACUUGGAAUGAAUCAGUUCGCUGAUAUGGACGAAGACGAAUGGCGAAGCCUUGUUCUCGGUCACGUGACUAGACCAGCCAAUCAGAUGAGUUACUGCAACAUGACGUAUGAAAUGAGCGAUCCAAGAGCUGAUGACACCGUUGAUUGGAGAACCAAAGGCUACGUCACACCCGUCAAGAACCAAUUGCAAUGCGGCUCUUGCUGGGCGUUCAGUACUACUGGGUCAAUCGAAGGCCAGCACUUCAAAAAGACCGGCAUGCUCGUUUCUCUCAGCGAACAGAACUUGAUAGACUGCAGCACCCCAGAAGGUGACCACGGCUGUCAUGGUGGACUAAUGGACAACGCCUUCAAAUACAUCGUCAUGAAUGGUGGUGUUGAUACGGAGUCCUCUUAUCCAUACAUGGCAAAGGACGAAACGAUGUGCAAAUUCAACAAAAUGAACAUCGGUGCCACCAUUACUGGAUGUGUCGACAUUGCUCACGGUGACGAGAUGUCUUUGAAGAGCGCUGUAAUGAGAGUCGGUCCAAUUUCUGUCGCCAUUGAUGCUGGACACUCUUCAUUCCAGUUGUAUAAAUCUGGCGUUUACACCAGCAUGGAAUGCAGCUCAACCAAGCUUGAUCAUGGUGUAUUGGCAGUUGGUUACGGUACUGAGAUGGGAAAAGACUACUGGCUGGUUAAGAACAGCUGGGGUGAAAUGUGGGGAAUGGAAGGCUACAUCAUGAUGGCGCGUAACUCCAACAACAUGUGCGGAAUUGCUACCCAAGCCAGCUAUCCGACUGUCUAAAAUGGACAAAAGAUGGCGGAGGGUUGACUCAAAUUGGACAUUUAAGAGCUUUUCUUAAUUCUUCACGAAACUGGUUGAAAAUUUUUAUCUAUUCCCCAUGGAUGGGCCGUAGAAAUAUCAAUUAUUUAUGUGCGGUUUAUCCUUGGCUGUUUUAAAUUUUUUACUAGCUAAAUUUGCUGCUCAUAUUUUGAUAAUUAUAAUUGUUUUGAACUUUUUUUUGAAAUUUUUGAUGGCAUUCCUACCUAUUACAGUGUUACUGAAAUGAUUUAAUAAGUAUAUUCAUUUUCCGAGAAAUUAUAUUUUCAAGAUUAUUUUGUGCUUACCUAAAAACAGAAAAGGUAGAAUUUUAUUAUUUUUAUGAAAAAAUAGAAGUAAUAUAAAAUAAUCUUACAUUCAAUACUAUACGAUCAAAUAUCAGAUUAUUUUACGCUUUUUUCAAAAGUUUGUAAUCUAUUUUUUCAUUAAUAAAGCUAAAUCUUGCCUAGACACUGCUGAAAUACGGAAUUUUUACAUCAUUCUUGGGUUGUUCUUAUAUUAUUUAGCUUUAGCUGAUAAAUUGAAUAACAUGAAAAUGUUAGUAAAAAACGCGUUUUUAUGUAGUGUACUACCAACCUAAAGAUGGGAAUUACUGUAAAAUGUAGAAUGUAUAUUAGCGCGAAAAAUCGCGGAAAUGUACUUUCUCGGAAAUGGUGCAAUAACUCAAUAUUUCGUCUCCUAUGUGAUUAUUUUGCUGUUUAGUAAAAUUGAUGUUUUAUGCUUGUAAAUAUUUAAUGAAAAUCGAAUAUACGAUCGUUUUAUUAUAUUUCUUUUCGUUUUAUUAUAU
Styela clava is the source of this 1870-nucleotide messenger RNA. Lineage: Eukaryota; Metazoa; Chordata; Ascidiacea; Stolidobranchia; Styelidae. The record is from RefSeq and is a predicted model, not a curated record.